CUGUUUUUCAAUUCCCAAUCUCUACUCUCUCUCUCUCUCUCUCUCUCUCUCCAAGAAUCUUGCAGUUGGAGACGUGAUUGCAUCUUCCUUUUGUCCCCCCUAACGACACCUCCGGCGGUUCUCACGCGCCUCCCUCUCCUUCCCGGCGAUCCAUUUCCACCGCCGAAUGUGAUUGAUGUAACAGUUGUGCGAGGAUUUAAUAUAUAUAUAUAUAUAUAUAUAUUUGAAAGUAGUUUUGAUAUUGCAGAUUGAAGAGAAGAGAAGAGAAGAGAUCCAGAAAGCUACUUGUUGUCUGUCUGUGAUCGAAACAGCAAAAAAAUGUUGUUACAGAGAUUUUUAUAUGUAGCUAUAGUUGUAAUUGGAACAGUUUUAGCUAAUUUCUACGCGGUCAACGGUGGUGGUGGUCGGCCUCAUCGGAUUCUUUUGGAUACAGAUGUCGAUACUGACGAUUUCUUCGCUCUCUUGUACCUCUUGAAGCUUAACCGAUCUGAAUUCGACUUGCAGGCUGUAACUAUUAACACAAAUGCAUGGACAAAUGCUGGGCAUGCUGUGAAUCAAAUUUACGACAUUCUUUACAUGAUGGGUCGCGAUGACAUUGUCGUUGGAGUGGGAGGUGAAGGUGGAAUACUUGAAGAUGGUACCAUACUACCAAAUGUUGGUGGAUAUCUCCCUAUAAUUGAUCAGGGGAUUGGUACAGCUGGAUAUUGCAGAUAUAGACAAGCGAUUCCUGUUGGUCAGGCAGGACGAUUAGAUAUUGAUAGCAACUAUGGCUGUCGAAAAAGCUUCCUUCCACAGGGGAGCAGGAAAUACUCUCCACUUAGGCAGCCCACUGCUCAGCAAGUAAUGAUCGACAAAAUAUCUGCCGGUCCCAUUACUGUUUUUCUUAUUGGAGCACAUACAAAUUUUGGUAUUUUUCUUAUGAAAAAUCCACAUUUAAAGAAAAAUAUUGAGCAUGUUUACAUCAUGGGUGGUGGUGUGAGGUCAAAGAACCCAACUGGUUGCUGCCCCCAAAAUGCCAGCUCAUCUUGCCAGCCUCGGCAGUGUGGCGACAGUGGCAAUUUGUUCACAGAUUACACUAGUAAUCCUUAUGCUGAGUUCAAUAUUUUUGGAGAUCCUUUUGCUGCAUACCAGGUAAUCCAUUCUGGGAUUCCUGUUACGCUUGUUCCACUGGAUGCAACAAACACUAUUCCCAUAAGUGAAAUGUUUUUCAAGGCAUUUGAGCAGAGUCAGGAUACCUAUGAGGCACAAUACUGCUUCAUGUCCUUGAAAAUGGCUCGUGAUACUUGGUUUGAUGAUCAAUUUUACACGAGUUAUUUUAUGUGGGACUCAUUUACGUCUGGUGUAGCUACUUCCAUCAUGCGUCUUGGCCAUAGUGGCGAAAAUGAAUUUGCUGAAACGGAGAUCAUGAAUAUAACUGUAGUUACUUCAAACAAACCGUAUGGGGUAUCUGAUGGCUCAAAUCCAUUCUUUGAUGGUCAUAAAACUCCAAAAUUCAAUUUAAAGAAAGGUGGCAUUCACAGCGGUCACGUUCAGACUAUACUCCGAGACCCAUUUUGCAUUGUCAAGAAUGGGAAAGGGAGGUGCAAGGAUGGUUAUACGAUGGAGGUAACUGGUCCAGAAGCAGUGCCUGUGCUUGUUGCUACAAAAGCAAAACCGAAUCGCAACAAAAACAGCUCUCUAAACAGAGAAUUUUUUAUAAGUUUCUUGGAUGUUCUGAACCGCCCUCAACAUACUGGAAAGUUCAAUUUUUCGACACAGUUUCCUUACUACAAAGAGGUUCUUCACAAACCAGACUUUGGAGGGAAGAAACUUGGGAAAAAUGUUGUGUUUGACAUGGAUAUGAGUGCAGGAGAUUUUCUGGCUCUGUUUUAUCUACUUAAAUUACCCGUGGAAGUCAUCAACCUCAAGGCAAUAUUAGUGAGUCCAACUGGCUGGGCAAAUGCCGCAACGAUAGAUAUCAUUUAUGAUCUACUGCAUAUGAUGGGUCGUGACGACAUUCCUGUUGGUUUAGGAGAUGUAUUUGCAAUGAACCAGUCUGAUUCUGUUUUCUCUGCUGUUGGAGAUUGCAAGUACUUGAAGGCUAUCCCACAUGGUAGCGGUGGAUUUUUGGACUCCGAUACUCUCUAUGGAUUUGCUCGUGAUUUGCCACGAAGUCCCCGGAGGUAUACUGCAGAGAACUCUGUAAAAUUUGGAGCUCCUCGGGAUACCGAUCACCCUGAACUGAGACAACCACAAGCACUGGAAAUUUGGGAGUCUGUUUUGAAAUCGUUAGAUUCAGGAUCUAAGAUUACCAUCUUGACCAACGGUCCCUUGACGAAUUUAGCAAAGAUAAUUCUUUCUAGCAAAAACACAAGCUCUCUAAUUCAGGAUGUGUUUAUAGUGGGGGGACACAUCAACCGUGAUAACACAGAAAAAGGAAAUGUCUUCACCAUUCCUUCAAAUGAAUAUGCUGAAUUCAACAUAUUUCUUGACCCGUUUGCUGCAAAGACUGUAUUCGAUUCAGAACUUGACAUCACUCUCAUUCCACUUGGCAUUCAGCGUAAAGUCAGUGCAUUUCCUAAGAUUCUAGAUAGGCUUCACCUGACGAAAAAGACCCCCGAAGCUAUGUUCGCAAGGCGUUUGCUAUCAAGGCUACACCGCUUGCAACAAAAGAAUCAUAGAUAUCAACACAUGGAUGCAUUUUUGGGGGAAAUUAUUGGCGCUGUAAUCUUGGGUGGUGAUCAUUCCAUCAUGAAUUCAUUGUUUCAAGCAAAGCGCGUGAAAGUAAUUGCGACGGGUAUUGAAUCCAAAGAUGGACAAUUGAUGAUUGAUGAAAACAGUGGAAAAUCAAUAAAAAUACUAGAAAGUGUGGAUCCUAUGGCAUAUUAUGAUCUUUUUGCAAAUCGACUUGGAAAUGAGCAACAGUCUGCGGUCGUUGGAAGUUUUGACGAGCAGAGAAGAAUUUGGAGCACGCCGCCAAAAUGACGCAACGGUUUCAUUUGUAUUUAUAGUUUUCAUUAGUUAGAUAGAAAUUGCUACUUACCCACAUUACAGGUAUAUGGCAGUCACAAUUUAAUGUACUUAAACACAUCUAUAAAAGCAAUACAAAGAGAUUGAAAGAAA
Camellia sinensis is the source of this 3102-nucleotide messenger RNA. RefSeq names its product nucleoside hydrolase 3. NCBI's taxonomy places the organism in Eukaryota, Viridiplantae, Streptophyta, Magnoliopsida, Ericales, Theaceae. Gene Ontology annotation, molecular function: hydrolase activity, hydrolyzing N-glycosyl compounds. The record is from RefSeq and is a predicted model, not a curated record.